GAAAUCCCCGCCGCUUUCGUCAAGGUGCCGAAAAACCUCUUCGUCCUGGAGGGAAAGUCCGGGAAGUUUGAAUGUAAAUUCAUCGGAGAACCGCAGCCAAACCUGGCCUGGUUCCGUAACGACGCUCCCCUACCCGAGGACGAGAGAUUUCAAGUCGAAAUCACCGACUCAGGGAUGUGCGUCCUGCACGUAGACAGCAUCACGGUAGAGGACGCAGGCUGGUACAAGUGUGUCGUGUCGAACCCUCACGGGGAGCAGUCCUGCUGUGCCAAGCUCAUGGUGGAAGACAAACCUGAAGUUGUAGAGGAGGCCCCUGCAGUAGAAGAAGACAUUCCAACAAUAGAAGAGGAAUCCCAAGCAGUAGAACAGGAGGAACAUGUUAGAACUGAGACCGAGGACGCUUCCAUUGUCGGAGAGCUCCGCCAAGCAGCCUUUAAGGUUCGCGAGGAAGAAAGUAAAGUGGAGCUGAAGGUUGAUGAGAAGUUGUUAACAGUGCCCCCUAGCGGAGAUGCAGCUGAACCCAGCGAGACCCUAACAGAAUUGACGGUAGACGAAGGGCUAGACUUGAAACGAGCCAAGUCACCCUUGGUGGAGUUUCCGCACGACAAGGAAAGGACGUUAUCUGGGGCAUCUGUGGAGAGCCCGGCUCCGGAAGACUUUCUGUCGGCAGAGGAAGGUCCAGAGGAAGAUGAGGCCGGCACAAGUCCUCCCGCAUUCCUACAAACCAUUGAAGAUUUCAUCGUAGUACCGGGAGCACCGGCCUUGUUCCAGUGUAGUGUCACAGGAAACCCUUCUCCGGAAGUGUCCUGGUUCAAAGAUGGCGCAAAAAUCGAGCCAGACGACCGCUACUCCAUAGAGCGCUCUGACGCAGGUCUGACGUCACUCACCAUCCAUGACGUCACGGAACAGGACGAGGCGGAGUACACCUGCACAGCGAUGAACUCUGCCGGAAGUGCCUUCUGUACGGCAGACAUCUACUUCUCAGAGGAAAGCCGUACCGAGAAGCUCAAGACCAAACUCGAGCAGAAAAGGAUCACUAAGCAAGAGAUGAUCGUCGAGUUCCCCUCAGAAUCCGAGGUACCGGAGGAGGAGAAAGAUGAAACCGCCGAGCCCGACUCGACCCCGCCCAAGUUCGUCGGCGAAAUCAUCGACGAGAUCGUGCGGGUGGAGGUCGGCGGGACGGCGCGCUUCACCCGUCGGGCGGUGGGGCGACCCAAGCCGCAGCUGAUCUGGUACAAGGACGAUGUUGAGAUCGAGCCCGGAGGCAGGUGCACCAUAGAGUACAGUAACGACGGCAGCAGCAGCUUGGUCAUCCCGAAUGUACGCCCGGAGGACGAGGAGGAGUACAUCUGCAGGGCUGUUAACGAGGCCGGCCAGGCGAUGUGCUACGCUGAUCUCAUAGUCGAUAGAGGUUAGUUCUACUUCAAUAGUGCAAACACCACAGCACUGA
Branchiostoma floridae (Florida lancelet) is the source of this 1450-nucleotide messenger RNA. Its product is annotated as myosin light chain kinase, smooth muscle-like. The transcript is spliced from 3 exons. The record is from RefSeq and is a predicted model, not a curated record. The coding region runs from base 175 to 1416 and encodes 413 amino acids. Lineage: Eukaryota; Metazoa; Chordata; Leptocardii; Amphioxiformes; Branchiostomatidae.